AUGACGUGGCGACGGAAGAUGACUGAUGAGACAACUCCGGUGCGGCGGUUGUUUAAUACCUGCAAACAAGUGUUCUCUAAUGGCGGUCCUGGAAUUGUUCCUUCUGAUGAUAAAAUCCAACAACUACGAGAUGUUUUAGACAAUAUGAAACCAGAGGAUGUCGGAUUAACUCCGACCAUGCCGUAUUUCCGACAGAACACCGGACCUGAAAAUCUGUCUCCACCACCGAUAACGUAUCUCCAUUUAUACCAAUGUGAACAAUUCUCGAUUGGGAUUUUCUGUUUACCGCCUUCCGGUGUGAUUCCUCUUCAUAAUCAUCCAGGGAUGACAGUUUUUAGUAAGAUUUUAUUUGGUACAAUGCACAUCAAGUCGUAUGAUUGGGUGGUUGAUGCUCCAAUGAGAGAUUCGAAAACCCGGUUAGCGAAAUUGAAGGUGGACUCAACAUUCACCGCCCCAUGUAACGUCUCGAUUUUGUACCCGGAAGACGGCGGAAACAUGCAUCGGUUCACGGCGGAAACAGCGUGCGCGGUCCUAGACGUGCUUGGCCCUCCUUACAAUCUAGAAGGCAGACAUUGCACUUAUUUCCUAGACUUCCCUUUCAACAAAUUCUCAUCAGCGAACGGCGUCGUUUUAAGAGAUGAAGAGCAUAAGGAAGGUUAUGCAUGGCUACAAGAAAGAGAUGAUAAUCCAGAGGACCUUAACGUAGUUGGAGCCUUAUACACAGGCCCAAAUGUUGAGGAUUAA
Messenger RNA from Arabis nemorensis, 744 nucleotides. Lineage: Eukaryota; Viridiplantae; Streptophyta; Magnoliopsida; Brassicales; Brassicaceae. The record is from the annotation of a GenBank genome assembly.